AUGGAUUGGUACUGGUGGUUAUCCAAAUCCACCCUCGACCCACUCCUCGUCUAUGACUACUCUCUUCUCUUCACCGCCAACGAGCUCGAGGAAGACGAUAUCAAACACUUCAACCAUGAGUUCCUGCAAAGCAUGGGCGUCUCCAUAGCUAAGCACAGGCUCGAGAUACUUAAGGUGGCUAACAAGUCGGAUUCCAAAACUAAAUAUAGCCUCUUCGCCGCCAUCAACAGGACCAAGAUUUAUAUAACAGAGCACGUUCAGAGUCUUCUCAAAAGAGAUGACUCGAGGGUCCCCGUCGUCCCGAGGAACCCCUCCAUGUUGAAGAGGAACAAGAAGGUUCAGGGCACUGCUCCGGUGGUAUCACUAUCUCCCACUCCGAUCCGGGUACCCCGCAGCCCGAGCCCCACGGUCUGCAGGCAUAAGAAGAGUGAAAAGUGCGACGAGGAUAUCAGAUGGGGUUUCAUGCCUCAGGACCUGAAACCCAACUGA
Zingiber officinale is the source of this 489-nucleotide messenger RNA. RefSeq lists its product as uncharacterized. Lineage: Eukaryota; Viridiplantae; Streptophyta; Magnoliopsida; Zingiberales; Zingiberaceae. The record is from RefSeq and is a predicted model, not a curated record. Gene Ontology annotation, molecular function: protein binding. The transcript has a single exon. Bases 1 to 489 code for a protein of 162 amino acids.